Molecule: messenger RNA, 616 nt
Organism: Trichobilharzia szidati
Lineage: Eukaryota; Metazoa; Platyhelminthes; Trematoda; Strigeidida; Schistosomatidae
Source: the annotation of a GenBank genome assembly
CAAUAACCGAACUAGUGGACACAGUGUCCCGAAAAGAACUGAAACCCCGGAGAGAUAUACACAGAGACGAAUAAAGCAAGCUACGAAAAGCCAGCUAUCUCAUGUCCGUGAAAUCUGAAUUAUAUGUCAGGAGUAGAGGCAUAUUUAAUAUGUAGCGUUACUUGAGGGAUAGUAUCAAUGUGGGAUAUGAGCUGUUAUACUAGUGUUACAAAAACUACCUUAUGGGACUUGAGACUGCUUAUGAAUUAAGAAAAUACAAGGAUGACGGAAAAAUAUUCUACAUCAGUCACUGAAAAUCCGCUGAUUUCAGCUAACGAUCUGAAGGAUGUGCUCUUGAAGAAGUUCGCAAUAUUCACAGGGGGUCACGACAAAGAGUUUCGUUCUCUCAUAAUUUUUCAAGAUCUUGGUUUGGAUAACCUGUGUGACGAUUCAUAUGAUCUUCUUAUGCAGUACUUUUCUUCAUUAUCAUCAAUGCUUACUUGUGUUCAAGAGUUUACUGUCAUAAUCGACAGACGCACUGGAAAUUGGACGGUUGUUAAGUCGGUUAUCACCAAACUGAAUGUUAGUAAAUAUUUGGAUUUUCUUAACUGAUAUAUUUAGGAGAAGUUUCCCGGGA